CAAAAACAAAACAAAACCUUUUCAAUACCAAAUAAAUAGUCUUCAGCAGCCACCUAUAGUCUUCACUGACCAUCAGCGCCAAAUCCCAACCCAUUUUCUCGACCCGAAUCCCAUUUCAUGGCUGCUGACGCCAACGGAACCUUCUCAGCCCAAUAUCUCUCUCUUACCGGAAUUUCAUUGACGUCUAUUCUCACCACCCUCACCAUUCACUGAUAUAUUUUUGUUUUCAUCAAAAACCCUUGCACCACUUUUUCUUUUACUUGGUUUCAGCCAUCCGAGUAGAACUUCUUUCCGGGUCGGGUUACUUUUUUCGAGUUCAGGAUUUGUUUGGAAAUGACUACCUUAAAGAGCUGUAGCGUUUGCUUGCGAGACUCGGCGCUCCAGCUUCCGCGUCACAAUUCUGGCGAUAGCUACAAGAGGAGAACUGCAAAAUGGAGAGCUCCACAAGCAGCUGUUCUUCCCAAUUUUCAUCUUCCAAUGCGUAGUUUUGAAGUUAAACACAGGACAUCAGCAGAAGAUAUUAAGUCUCUUAGACUGAUCACAGCUAUCAAAACUCCAUAUCUACCUGAUGGAAGAUUUGAUCUUGAAGCUUAUGAUGCAUUGGUGAAUAUGCAGAUUACAAAUGGAGCUGAAGCUGUGAUUGUGGGCGGUACAACUGGUGAAGGCCAGUUAAUGAGCUGGGAUGAACAUAUAAUGCUCAUUGGCCAUACAGUCAACUGCUUUGGCGGAUCAAUCAAGGUGAUUGGAAACACUGGAAGCAACUCUACAAGGGAAGCUAUUCAUGCUAGUGAGCAGGGUUUUGCCGUCGGAAUGCAUGCAGCCCUUCACAUAAAUCCUUAUUAUGGCAAAACCUCUUUGGAUGGAUUGAUUGCACACUUCAAUAGCGUGAUUUCCAUGGGUCCAACUAUUAUAUAUAAUGUUCCAUCACGAACUGGACAAGAUAUCCCACCAGGAGUGAUUCAUAGAGUAGCAAAAAGUGCAAACUUAGCCGGUAUUAAGGAGUGUGUAGGAAAUGAUCGAAUUGAAGAGUAUGCAGACAAGGGAAUGGUGGUUUGGAGUGGAAAUGAUGAUCAAUGCCAUGAUGCUAGGUGGAGUCAUGGGGCUACUGGAGUCAUAUCUGUUACCAGUAACUUGAUUCCAGGGUUGAUGCGAGAAAUCAUGUUUCGAGGAAAGAACCCUUCACUUAACUCAAAGAUCUUGCCUCUUGUCAACUGGCUAUUCCAAGAGCCAAAUCCAAUUGGCUUGAACACAGCCCUUGCUCAACUUGGGGUUGUGAGGCCAGUUUUCAGGCUCCCUUAUGUUCCUCUUCCUCUGGAAAAGAGGCUAGAAUUUGUCGACCUGGUCAAAGAAAUUGGGCGGGAGAAUUUUGUUGGGGACAGAGAUGUUAAGGUCCUCGAUGAUGAUGAUUUCAUCUUGGUGGGUCGAUAUUGAUCACUAGCUUUUUGUUAUGAAACCUAGGUUUCUUUUUCUUGUAUUCUAUUUUAGGUUCUUUGCUCCAACCCUGACGAGGUCAUAAAUAAACUUCCAUGCUAUUGCUAUGUUACAUUGUAAGGCAGAUUUUUCACUGUGCUGGUUUUACAUUACAGAUGACGAUGGUUUGAGACAUGUUUUCCUGUGUGUAUGUUUUAAGUACUAAUGUGCUUAUGUAUCAUCUACACGAGUGUUGGUGCUGUAUUAUAAUCCAGUUGGAAAAAGAAUUACAU
Molecule: messenger RNA, 1703 nt
Organism: Humulus lupulus (European hop)
Lineage: Eukaryota; Viridiplantae; Streptophyta; Magnoliopsida; Rosales; Cannabaceae
Product: 4-hydroxy-tetrahydrodipicolinate synthase, chloroplastic
Exons: 3
Coding region: 334-1431 (365 amino acids)
Molecular function (GO): 4-hydroxy-tetrahydrodipicolinate synthase activity
Source: RefSeq, a predicted model, not a curated record